This is a messenger RNA of Closterium sp. NIES-67, 525 nucleotides long. Lineage: Eukaryota; Viridiplantae; Streptophyta; Zygnematophyceae; Desmidiales; Closteriaceae. The record is from the annotation of a GenBank genome assembly.
CAAGUCCAUGCGACGCAAUUAUUAUUGGCCAAACAUGGCCGACGACAUGCGCAAGUACGUGUUUUCAUGCACCGCCUGCCAGAUCAUGAAAUCAUCCCAUCAGCAAGCAGCCGGACUACUACAGCCAUUGGAUCCGCCCAAGAGACCCUGGCAACACGUCACGAGGGACUACGUGACAGGAUUGCCGGCCGGUCCCAGGGGAAAUGACGCCAUCCUCGUGGUCGUUGACCGACUCACAAAAAUGGCGCACUUCAUCGCCUGCCAACAGAAGAUCACAGUUGAGCAAACUGCCCAACUAUUCAUCACCAACGUCAUCAGACUGCACGGACUGCCCACCGCCAUUAUUUCAGACCGAGACCCGAAAUUCACAUCGAAUUUCAGGCGUCACCCGUGGGACCAAUUCGGCACCAAACUACAGUUUUCUUCAACCUACCACCCACAGACUGACGGGCAGACCGAACGAGUAAACCAUACUCAUUCGGACUACUUGCACUAACCCACAGACAUGGGAGAAAUCCCUUCCAC